Molecule: messenger RNA, 843 nt
Organism: Lolium perenne
Lineage: Eukaryota; Viridiplantae; Streptophyta; Magnoliopsida; Poales; Poaceae
Source: RefSeq, a predicted model, not a curated record
AUGGAGACCCCGUCGGGCCCUGCCCCGAGCGCCCCCGUCCCCGCCCCACCGCCGAAUCCCACGUCCGGCAGCGGCUCGAGCGGCCCCGCGCUGCCGCCUCCCGCCCCCGCGCAGCCGCCUCACGCCCCGGCCCCAAGCGCCGCCGUGGUGGCCGGUAUGGUGGCCUCCACGCGCGUCGGCGUGAAGAAGAGGCGGGCGCACGUCGUCACGAGCCCGCCGCCCAUCUCCCCCCGCCCGAGCGCCCCGAGCGCCCCGUCACCGCCCCUGCCUCGAGCGUCCCCGCCCCGGCCCCGAGCGCCCCCACCCCGGCCCCGAGCGCCCCGCCCGAAGAGGAACAAGCCGGCCAGCUUGGGGCCAAAGAAGGCCCGACCGAAGAAGCCGUCUAGCCGCAAGAAGGCCGCUCCUCCGCCCGUGUCCGUCCCUCUGCCGCCAAGCGCCAAUGAGGUGCUCGACGAAAUGUCGGCCCCAACUGCUUCUUACAUGGGACUGCUCAACGAUGACGAGGUGAACAUUGGGUUCCUCCCCUCGUUUCGUUCGACUUUGAAGGAGACAUAUGCGGACUUGCGGUACAAAGACAUGGCCGGUUCCAAGGAAAAAUCUUUUGCCUUCAAGCAUUGUUGGGCAUUGUUUAAAAAUCUUGACAAGUGGAAAGUAAGGGAUCAAGAAUCUAACUCCAAGAAAUCGGAUAUCUUCAAUAUGGAUGAUACCGAUGAUGAAGGAAGGAACCAUGGCAAGCCCAAAGGAUCUGAAAAGGCCAAUGAAAGAAUGAAAUUGGAAGCGGAUACAUCAAGCUUGAAGGACAAGCUUGAUCAAAUGAUCAAGACAAAGAAGAUAUUACAUUGA